Molecule: messenger RNA, 277 nt
Organism: Penaeus vannamei (Pacific white shrimp)
Lineage: Eukaryota; Metazoa; Arthropoda; Malacostraca; Decapoda; Penaeidae
Source: RefSeq, a predicted model, not a curated record
AAAAAACAAAAGAACAUCAACCAUGGGCAAGAUCAAGGACAUGAAGGAGUACAUCGGCACGGGCGAGCUCAUGAAUGACCGCCGCGUGUGGAAGGCUUUCCUGGCGGAGUUCCUGGGCACCAUGUUCCUCGUGUUCAUCGGCUGCGGCUCCUGUAUCGGCUCCUGGAAUGAGGGAUACGCCCCCAGUGUCGUCCAGAUCUCACUCGCCUUCGGGGUCACCGUGGCCUCCAUCGCGCAGGUAAGAGAGGGGCGGGGAUUCCUCUUUAUUAUCUACUAG